Messenger RNA from Carica papaya (papaya), 3590 nucleotides. RefSeq names its product S-domain-2 5 (gene SD2-5). NCBI's taxonomy places the organism in Eukaryota, Viridiplantae, Streptophyta, Magnoliopsida, Brassicales, Caricaceae. The record is from RefSeq and is a predicted model, not a curated record. Gene Ontology annotation, biological process: protein phosphorylation. Gene Ontology annotation, molecular function: ATP binding; protein serine/threonine kinase activity.
GAUGGAAUUCGUAUUUUGACGGUUGCUGAUUCAUAUUUGAAAUUCAACAGAGAGCAGAGAGAGUAGGGGGAGACUUUUGAACGAUACAAACCCAACUCACAUCUUCCUCUCUCUCUCUCUCUCUCUCUCUCUCUUUCCAGUCCACACUCGUGAUGGAAGCAGAAAACAGAAAAUAGGAAACAGCCAGAUGAAUCAUCUUCUCUAUUUGCCUCUUGUUUUUUCUGCAAACUUACCGAGUUGAGUUGAGGUGAGGUGCUAGCUUAGUUUUUUCUUUCACAUCCUAUCUUCUUCAACUGCCUUUUUUUUUUUCUAAUCCGAUGUGAACUUCUCAAGAUUAUCGGUGUCUCUGCAACUUUUUUUCUCACUAUAAUGGCGAAAUGAAGCUUGCUCAUCAAUUUUCGUUGACAAUUCAGUCGCUUCUUCAUUUUCUAGUCUUGGUUUCUAGUUGGGUCUUUCCGUUCUUCCGAUUUCCUGGGUAAAUGUAGAGCACCCACUAGUUGGAAAUCAUCGAUUAUGUCCUUUGAUGGGCUCUUUUCAUAUUUUUUAUGUGAAUUUUCUUCUCUGGGUCAUAGAACUAUGUCAAAUUUCAGCCUUGGUUUUUCCUCGUCUCAUUGACUUUUCAAGUGUGGAUCAUCAUUAUAUUCGAUUUGUUGUGGGGAUGUUUUUUUUUUCUUUUCUUCUGCAUUCCAUCAAAGAUGAUGCCUUUUGUAUCUGUCAAGCUCGCGCAUUCAUUAGGUAGAUCCUGUUUUUCUGUAACCCUCGUAUUAUUCCACAUAUUUGGUGGGUUUAGGGACAAAAAGUGGGAUUACUGCUUACAUGGCCGCUAAAUUUUUCUUUAAAAGCAGUUUUGUUGUGUUUUGAAAAACACCAUUUAAUUUUUUAGAUUUCUAGAGGAAUUUUGUUUGGGAAUUCUUCUUGUCCUUGUGGGUUUGUUUAGAUUUUCAUAAGCUUCAUUGAAUUUAGGUCAUGGGGGCUUGGAGAUUCAAACAUCUCAUGGGGUUUAUAUUACUUUUUCUUCCACUAUUUUCUGAAACAUGUACGGCUAGUAUUCGAAGUACUGGACAGAUUUAUCCUGUGUAUCAAGGGUCUCAGAUGAAUUGGAUAGAUAACAAUGGCUUGUUUCUUGUAUCCAACAACUCGAAUUUUGCUUUCGGAUUCAUCAAAACCCAAGAUGUCACAUUGUUUCUACUGGGAGUUGUUCAUCUGCCUACUUCAAAAGUAAUAUGGACUGCAAAUCGAGGUUCCCCCGUUUCGAAUUCAGAUGACUUUGUGUUUGAUCAAACUGGGAAUGGGUUUUUACAGAAGGGUUCAGAUGUGGUUUGGACAUUGAAUACUGGUGGCAAAGGAGUUUCUGCCAUUGAAUUGCAAGAUUCAGGAAAUCUUGCUUUGAUUGGAAAUGACAGUAAUAUUAAUCUGGUGUGGCAGAGUUUUAGCCAUCCGACUGAUACACUUAUAUCGAACCAGGAGUUCGUGGAAGGAAUGAAACUCACAAGCAACAUCGGCUCAAAUAACUUGAGCUAUGUUCUUGAAAUCAAGUCCAAUGAUAUGGUUCUUUCUGCAGGUCACCCAACCCUUCAACCUUAUUGGUCUAUGGGGAAGGAGACUCGGAAAAUUAUCAACAAGAAUGGUGGAGGUGUGACUUCAGCAUCUAUUAAUGCAAACUCGUGGAGGUUGUAUGACCAGAACAAAGUCUUGCUGUGGCAAUUUACAAUCUCUGAAGACACUGAUGCCAAUGCUACCUGGAUUGCAGUUCUAGGAAGUGAUGGGUUUAUCUCUUUCUUAAACCUUGAUAAUGGAGGGUCUGGUGAUCCAUCAUCGAAAACAAUUCCUGAUGAUCCAUGUGAUACACCGCAGCCUUGUGAUUCGUAUUAUGUUUGUUCUGGUAACAACAAGUGCACUUGCCCUUCAAGCCUUAGCUCAUUUUCUAACUGUAAACCUGGGAUUGUCUCUCCCUGUGAUCACUCGAAAGACUCUGCUGAGCUUGUUGAUGCUGGAGAUGGGCUUGGAUAUUUCGCACUUGGGUUUGCACAGCCUUCUUCAAAAACUGAUUUGAAUGGUUGCGUAGACUCUUGCCAUGGAAACUGCUCAUGCCGUGCUUUGUUUUUCCAGAACAAUACUGGGAAUUGUUUCCUGUUUGAUUGGGUUGGAAGCUUCCAAAGCUCUGGUCAGGGUGCUGGCUUUGUUUCGUAUAUCAAGGUCUUGAAUGGAGGCAGUGGCUCAACUGCUGGAGGAGAUGGAGGUAGCAAAAGACACUUCCCAUAUGUUGUGAUUAUUGCUGUUUCAACAGUAAUUAUUAUUGCGGGUCUACUUUUUCUGGCAUUUCAAUAUUAUAAGAAGAAGAAAAGAUUGCCAGAAUCUCCUCACGAGACCUCAGAAGAGGAUAAUUUCCUGGAAAGUUUAUCCGGGAUGCCAGUUCGUUUCAGCUAUAGAGAUCUUCAAACAGCAACAAGUAACUUCACUGUGAAGCUUGGACAAGGAGGGUUUGGUUCAGUUUACCGUGGAUCACUUCCUGAUGGAACUCAACUGGCAGUGAAGAAGCUUGAAGGAAUCGGUCAGGGGAAGAAAGAAUUCCGAGCUGAAGUUAGCAUCAUCGGCAGCAUCCACCAUCACCAUUUGGUCAGGCUCAAGGGUUUCUGUGCUGAAGGAACUCAUCGGCUUCUUGCUUAUGAAUACCUGGCAAAUGGGUCUCUGGAUAAAUGGAUCUUCAGGAGAGACAGAGAAGAUUUCCUGUUGGAUUGGAACACAAGGUACAAUAUAGCAGUGGGAACAGCAAAAGGACUAGCUUAUCUCCAUGAAGACUGCGAUGCAAAGAUUGUUCACUGUGACAUAAAACCCGAAAACGUGCUUCUUGAUGGAAACUUCCUUGCCAAAGUCUCAGAUUUCGGCUUGGCCAAGCUAAUGACACGAGAGCAAAGCCAUGUUUUCACCACCCUGAGAGGAACAAGAGGGUACCUCGCCCCAGAAUGGAUCACAAACUAUGCAAUAUCUGAAAAGAGCGAUGUCUAUAGCUAUGGAAUGGUUUUGUUAGAGAUCAUUGGUGGAAGAAAGAAUUAUGAUCCAAGUGAAUCUUCGGAGAAAUCUCAUUUCCCAUCAUAUGCUUUUAAGAUGCUGGAAGAGGGAAAACUGAGAGAUUUGCUCGAUUCAAAGCUGAGGAUCGAUGAAAAAGAGGACACAGUUUAUACUGCUAUAAAAGUUGCAUUGUGGUGUAUACAGGAAGAUAUGCAUCUCCGUCCAUCAAUGACGAAAGUAGUCCAAAUGCUCGAAGGUCUCUGCAAUGUCCCUGACCCUCCGACAUCUUCUCCACUGGGUGCUCGCCUUUAUUCCAGCUUCUUCAAGUCGAUCAGUGAAGAAGGAACGUCAUCGGGACCAUCGGACUGCAACAGUGAUGCUUAUCUUUCAGCUGUGAGGCUUUCAGGCCCCAGAUAACAGUUGCUUAUAGGAGGUUGUGGGAUCUACUUACACUGUAUUCCUUCAUUGCUAUAUGUACAUGUUUUAUACAUCUCGUUUCUUUGUAUAUUUUGUUAGAUUACUCAAAAUUUUGUAACACUGGACCCAUGAAUGAACUAGAAGCUUUUUUUGAUCAUGAUGAA